Messenger RNA from Stegostoma tigrinum, 1253 nucleotides. It is a transcript of the gene taf13, whose product is annotated as TATA-box binding protein associated factor 13. The transcript is spliced from 4 exons. Gene Ontology annotation, cellular component: transcription factor TFIID complex. Bases 106 to 480 code for a protein of 124 amino acids. The record is from RefSeq and is a predicted model, not a curated record. Gene Ontology annotation, molecular function: protein heterodimerization activity. Lineage: Eukaryota; Metazoa; Chordata; Chondrichthyes; Orectolobiformes; Stegostomatidae. Gene Ontology annotation, biological process: transcription by RNA polymerase II.
GACGUCUCUCUGGAAACCCCUCAACAUUAUCCGUAACAGUUGCUCGGCUUUGCGCGCGGGCUGGUGACGUAUGGUUGAAUGGACUGAGAUCUGUCUCCGAGUAAGAUGGCGGACGAGGAGGACGAGCAGCCGUUUGAUGAAGAUGUGGAGGAGAGCGGAAGCGGAGCAGAGGGUGGACAAGGAAGAAGAAAAAGAUUAUUUUCGAAAGAAUUAAGAUGUAUGAUGUAUGGUUUUGGGGAUGACCAGAAUCCUUACACUGAAUCGGUGGAUAUCUUGGAGGAUCUUGUCAUCGAAUUUAUCACUGAAAUGACUCACAAGGCCAUGUCAAUUGGACGUCAGGGCAGGGUUCAAGUAGAAGAUAUAGUCUUUCUUAUUCGUAAAGAUCCUCGGAAAUUUGCCAGAGUGAAAGACCUGUUGACAAUGAAUGAAGAAUUAAAACGUGCCAGAAAGGCUUUUGACGAAGCUAAUUAUGGCUCUUAGAUCUCUGAAGGAAGCAUAUCGUGGAAUAAUUAUUGUAAUACUACUCUCUGAAAUGUGUAAUAAUACAUUGUAAUAGACUCCUAUUACAGACUUCAUAAAAUGGACUGUUGCAAUAGAGUCUGCCUCUGACUCAGCUAGGCAGGGUCUGAGAAAUCUGAUGAUUCACUUACACUUUUGCUUCAUCAGUAUUUGCAAUGUUUUUGGUUAAGCAAUGAAAUGGGACUUUUUGUACGGUUAAUAAUUUAAAGGUUUUUAUACAUAUCAGAAUUAGUGUAUGCCAAUGAUUUAUUUUAACUUGGCCAGUUCUGCAAUAAAUAUUAUGAAAAAUAAUGACUAUUCAAAAGACUUAAUUCAAAUGCCUUAGUUAAUAAUUCUGUAGCAUAUCUUUUGGAAUUUUCACUCAGUAGAUGUCCAACCUGAUGCCACAUAUUUUUCAUGCUUUCUUAUGUUCUUUUAUAAAUUCUUAUACUGAAAUUUUAGUGAUAUGCCCUUGUCAUUCCUUUCCUGGUCUAACCUACCUGUGACUCCAACCAACAUCAAUGUUGCUGACUCUUACUUGGGGACUGAAAUGGCUUAACAAAACACUCAGUUCAAGGGCUAUCAUUGAUAUACUACAACGCCCACAUCCCAUGCUAGGAUAAAGAAAAAAUAUCUGUAAGAACUUACCAUGAGAUUCCCAUAAAAUGCUCAAGAAAAGCUGUUUUUUUUAAUGCAAUUUAUGUUUCUUUGCAAGUGAAUGUUUCUAAUAUCAAGAAUAAAACUUAAUCUUUUAA